AUGCCCUCCUCGGAUGCCUCCUCCCCAGGUGGCACCGCAUUAGAGUGUUGGGAGGGCCGGGGUGGGGGUGGGGGUUGGAAGUGGGGGGCGCAGAUGGGAGAGAAGCAGGUGGGGCAGGAGGAGAAGGAGCAGGAAAUAAGCCUCUGGCAGUUCCCCUCUCACACACCCCUGUCCCCAAGCUCGUGCCCUGGAGGCGGGGCCGGGCCCCGGGAGAGUGGGGCAGCGCCUGCUCCAGCCGUGUGCCAGCCUGCGCCUUCGAGAACAUGGAGCCUGUGUGCAAAGACAUGCCCCGCGGCCCCGCUCAGGGCCCUUCUAGACCCUGUGGGCAGCCUGUUAUUUGGUGUCAUAACUGAAAUUGCAUACUUGUUGGACUUACCUGGUGGCACAAUGGAUAAGAAUCCCCCUGCUAAUGCAGGGGACAUGGGUUUGAUUCCUGGUCCAGGAAGAUUCCACAGGCUACGGAGCAACUAA
Messenger RNA from Rangifer tarandus platyrhynchus (Svalbard reindeer), 471 nucleotides. The record is from the annotation of a GenBank genome assembly. Lineage: Eukaryota; Metazoa; Chordata; Mammalia; Artiodactyla; Cervidae.